GGUAAUGAGGUGCUUCAGGCGACAGUGAGCGGCCUGCACGUGCUGGUGAUCGUCCUGGCGGUCGUGUUGGUGACGGCCCUGCUGUCCUGUGUGCUGGGCCACUCUAAAAUGGGCGCCCGGCUCUGGUCCCAUCGACGGUCCGCCCGCGCCGCCCACACCACCUCCGCCUCUCACCACACCCACACCAUCACACAUUCGGUAAGGCUGGAUGCGAGGCGAGGCGGGCGGGGCCGGACCGGUAAGUGCCUGACACCUGUCCUCACCCCCCAGACACCCACUAGUCAGCCCCGUAGCGGAAGGCUAACACCAUCCAGCCACACUCCCUCUGUCGCUUCCCGGGCCGCCUCGUAUUGGCUUCAAGGGCCUGACACCAGCCGUGGCGUAAAAACCUGUUCCUGCUGCUGCUGCUGCUGCUUCCCCUGUGCCUCUCACUCCAAGGAAACAGAAACGAGCCAGGCUCCGCGGGGCCUGAUUUCCAGACUGGCGGAGACAUGCCAAGGGACAAAAAUAAUUUGGAGGAAAGUGUUAUAUGUGAUUUACCGGUUGCGACAGGUGCGCCACAAGGUGUGUGCGAAAAUGGGUCACCUGCAGGAGCUGCGACAUCGACUCCGACGAGUAAGAAAGGUAUUGUAUGUAUGCGAGGGGAUGAACAACAGUAUGGGAGAGGCCAUGGCUGCCCGUGACCGCACCACUCGCUUACACAGUGUGCAGCAGGACAUUACCCUAGGCUUGCCAUACCAAGUUCAACGACCUGAUGGAGAGGAAAGAUAUCCUUCCAAAAAGCCAUUUACUACUCCAGACCAGGAGAUAUCAAGGGAGUUCAUCAAGCCACCUGCCAACAAAACCCUGUCUGAUGUAAAUGUAAAUGGACCUCAAUAUUCGUGUUCUGUUGGAGGAUACCCACAGCCUGAGAGUGGGCUUGGACACAGUGGAAUGCACUCCUAUCGUUACUCAGCCCCAUUAGAGGCACAGUCUCCUCACUCUGCAAUGUCAGCGUCAUCGUCAUCAUCAUCAUCGUCGUCGUCGUCAUCAUCACUUCAAGCCUGGGGAGGUAGAGAAGAGGGUCAGACUUGUAGAAGUAGUCGAAAUCCGCGCAAUUUUGCUCCAUUCUCUUCAAGCAGCAGAUUUGACAGAUCUCCACAAACGUUCCAAGAGUCAAAUCGACGAAGACACAGACACCAAGGACACUUGGGAACAAAUUCUCCGUCACCCUCACAUGACCAAAAUAUUCCCAUUUACUGCCCAACCACUUUAGCAGAAUUAACUAUGGUGUCAGUACCGUGCGGGCCUUCAACUCACAGUCCCAGUCAUCAAGGAGGACCAAGUGAAUCCCAAAGUAUAAAUGUGGAUAGCUUGGAAGUGCAGGCGGAUCUCUCGCACACUUUUGGACAGUCUUCUCAGUUACCCUGUAGUCCAACAGCAGAGCCUCAACAUCCGCCCUUAUAUUGUGACGUGAUAGAAAAUAACAGCUUAUAUGGAAGUGCUAGUAGACCCUCAGAACAAAGGACAAAGAGUGGGAAAAUAUGACCAACAAGUCUUUUCCUUAGUCUUUCAAGCAUACUUUAUUAUAUCACUUAAGAUGUACUUGUUGUAAUGAAAGUUGUUAUGUCCUUCGGGAUGUGAUAGUGAGAAUACAGUGCUGAAGCCAGCAGGUGUCAUGGUGCUCAGUGAUGGUGGGCUGAUUUUUAAGCUCGCUCCUGUGCAUGACCAACUGCCAGCAUGCAUGUGCAUAUGAUUGUGUAAGGGCAGCUAAGUUUGCUCUUUAUUAUGCACAUUUUGGUGCAUGUAGGUAGGGCAGGGAUGUAUGCUAUUGAGCCCACCAGUGGUGGGAAUGAUGCACACAUGGACCAGAGCAGUUGGGACCAGCUGCUGUUGCAAUGGAUGAAGGAAUCACCAGUGCCUGGGGUCCCAAGGACCAGUGCUAUGGUGUCUGACAGCAGUGCAGCUAUGCUACACACUGCUAUGCACUGCUUACAGUCACCAAUUAUGGCUCACACAGUGUAUUGUAAGAGUGCUGCAGCAUUUCCAGGGCCAAGUCCCAUAUGUGAUAGGCCUUCUUUCUUAAUCUCACAAGACAGGUGAUGGAGUGUGGUGCAUGGCAAUGGCUGUGGGAGUGUGGCUGGGUGACCUGUAACUGUAGAGAUAUGGUGGCUCAUAACUAUACAUAUUUCUAAUUUGUAUUCCUGGUAAUUCCAAAGGUGAUUACUGAUUGUAACCAGUGUUAUUGUUCCAAUAUGUUUUCCUGCAGCUAGGUGGGGCGAGAUUGGAUGAAGGGCAGGAUAUUUUGUGGUGACAGUAAUGUUACUACAGAUGUUCCUCUCUCAGAUAAUGUAUUGUACUAUCUGAAUAAUGGUUGAGCUGGUUAUGAACACCUUACUUUCAUUUAAAUAAAAAAAUCAUACAUAUUCUGGCAUCACACCAUCAUUGCUAGGAAAUUUUUUCUUUUAAUUUGCUAAUAUACUAACACCUGCAAACCUCAAAUUAGGACACACACACACACACACACACGAAAUGGCUUAGCUAAUAGGAAGCUCCACCGAAUUCCAUUGCUGUACUGGAUUAGAUUACAAAAACUAAAUUCAUGGUGAUCAUUGUUUUUGAGCCAUACUGAAAGGGAAUGGAUUACUUUUGUAAAAGGUACACACCACAAGACAGUACAAUUGAGAUACUAAUGGAAACUGGGGAAAAAUGUAUGCUUACAAAAGUGAGAUAAGUGUUUUGUUAACUAAAUAAUAAUAAAUUCAGGCUUGCAAGUAUGACAGCUCUCCAGAGUAGGUCAUUUAUUUAUUUUUUUAAGGGGGGUUGUUUGUGAUAAAAAUAAUGAAAAACUGAGUAGUAUAGUGGGGCAACAGAAAUGGGAAGACAAGUUAGGACAUGGGAAAUCUAUAGGAUUCACAUCAACAAAGAGGUCAUCAUGGUAAAGUUUGAGACAGAUGGUGUGUGAAAGAUUAGUUUGUUUUAAGAUGCAGAUGAGAACAUGAAGCUGGGAGCCUAUUGUAUUGUACUGUGAACAUGAUUAUAAGAAAAUAUAUGGAAAUGGUCAAUGGAACAUGCCUUCUGUUUUUUCAGGUGUAAAAUACUACAUUUUGAUUGGUAGUGAGCAAAUGCAAUGUGUUCUGAGGACUGUGAGAAAGUAGCAUCCAAUGGACCAUUAGGGAUUAUGUUUACAAUACAGCAGCUGCACAAGUCAAGAACGUGGAAAGAGGUAUUACAGAUACCCUAGGCAUAGGAAAGAGUGGGUUGGUUACAUUUUCAACAUAUGUAAGUAGAAUAAUUACAAAUUACUGAAUUAUUUAAAUUGCCAAACUGUGAUCAUGUAAAAAAAUAUUUUGAAAGUGA
Eriocheir sinensis (Chinese mitten crab) is the source of this 3339-nucleotide messenger RNA. RefSeq lists its product as uncharacterized. The coding region runs from base 109 to 1527 and encodes 472 amino acids. The record is from RefSeq and is a predicted model, not a curated record. The transcript is spliced from 6 exons. NCBI's taxonomy places the organism in Eukaryota, Metazoa, Arthropoda, Malacostraca, Decapoda, Varunidae.